AUGAUUACCAGUACCAUAACAAUUGUUCUUUUUAGCACUGUGGUGUUUGGCUUGAUAACUAAACCUUUGGUGAGGUUCUUACAGCCUUCAUCAAAACCAUUAGCCAGAAUGAUUUCAUCGGAGCCAAUUACCCCACAUUCCAUCACAGUACCACUUCUUGGCGUUGAGCAGGAUUCCUUAACCGAUCUAUAUGGACAAAUCAUAACAAACGGACAGGCUUCAGAAGGUAGUAGAGUUGGCCAAAAUGUGCCCCGUCCAAACAGUUUACGGAUGCUCUUAACAAGACCUUCUCGUACUGUCCAUUAUUAUUGGAGAAAAUUCGAUGAUUCUUUCAUGCGUCCCGUUUUUGGUGGUCGUGGUUUUGUUCCUUUCGUUCCAGGCUCACCAAUUGAAAGAAGCCUGCAUCGUUUCCCAGAACUCGAAAAAGCUGCUACAACACUGAAUUAG
Molecule: messenger RNA, 447 nt
Organism: Fraxinus pennsylvanica
Lineage: Eukaryota; Viridiplantae; Streptophyta; Magnoliopsida; Lamiales; Oleaceae
Source: the annotation of a GenBank genome assembly